Messenger RNA from Gopherus flavomarginatus (Mexican gopher tortoise), 799 nucleotides. Its product is annotated as C-factor-like. Lineage: Eukaryota; Metazoa; Chordata; Testudines; Testudinidae. The transcript is spliced from 6 exons. The record is from RefSeq and is a predicted model, not a curated record. Bases 1 to 780 code for a protein of 259 amino acids.
AUGGCUGGCUUUAAUGUCCGCAGCGUUCUGGUGACUGGGGCCAAUCGGGGAAUCGGCCUGGAGCUCGUCAAGCAGUUUCUGGAGAAAUCAAACCCACCCGAGUGGGUCUUUGCGACCUGCCGGGACCCGAAGGGAGAGCGAGCACAGCAAUUGAAGAACUUGGCGUCCAGGCAUCCGAACCUGGCGAUCGUUGCGCUAGAAGCUACUGACCCAGCCAGCAUCAAGGCAGCAGCUACCAGAGUUGAGGAGCGUCUGAAAAGCUCGGGACUGAAUCUGUUGAUAAACAAUGCUGGGAUAGCAAGGCUGAGCACACUAGAGUCUGAGACACCGGAGGAUAUGUCCCUGGUGUACGCAACCAACGUGACAGGGCCCCUACUGGUGAGCCAGGCGUUCCUGCCCUUGCUGAAGAAGGCUGCCCAGGGGAGCCCCCAACCAGGGCUGAGCUGCAGCAAAGCGGCCAUUGUUAACAUGUCCAGUGACAGCGGCUCCAUCACGAAUCUCUUUGGCUGGCAGAUGGGGCAAGUUGUCUCUUAUCGGUGCAGCAAGGCUGCUCUGAACAUGCUCACCAAGUGCCAGUCCUUGGGGUAUGAGGGAGACGGGAUCCUGAGCAUCGCUGUCCAUCCUGGCUGGGUGCAGACUGACAUGGGGAGUUCAACCCCCGACCAGGCUCCACUGACGGUGGACGUGAGUGUCCAAGGGAUCCUGAACGUGCUUCCAACGCUCUCCAAGAAGGACAACGGAGCCUUUGUGAACUGGGAAGGGAAAGUUCUUCCCUGGUGAGAACCCCCUGACCAUGCGA